AUGCUGAAUAAGAAGAUAAUACUGCUGUCGUCAUGUCUGUUUUCAUUGACAACAUUCCUUUUGGUUAUCAUAGCGACUGCUGGUUCCAGUUCAGAUUACAAACCUCUAACUAAUAUUUAUAUAGGUGAAGCUGACAUUUCUAAGAUUAAUGUCACUAAAGUUGCACCACAAUUCGGUCCAGUACUUGCAAUUCUUGGUUCUGCAUUAGCUGCACCAAAUGUCACGGUUACUGAUAUUUUCGAUCCAUUAAAGGCUCUUUCUACUACUCCAGCUUUGAAACCAUUACUUACUCUACUGUCUGCUGCAGAAAAUACUACAGAAACUGUCAGCUCCAUACUUAAUUUAGCACCAUUAGCUUUGUCUAGUAGUAAUUCUACCACUCUGGAAAUUGAAGGAAUAAUUGAAUUAUUGUCUAACUCUAAAAACGUUUCACAAACAUUAGAUGGAUUCAACUCAUUAAUGGGAUCCAUGUCAGCAAAUACAUCACUAACGGAACUGGCCGCUACAGCUAGCUUGGAAACAACAGUCUUCCAAUUAUUGGCUGAUUCAGCAAAUGCAACAAGUAGUGUUGAAUCAUUAAUAACGCUAAAUAACAUGACUGUUGCAGAAAAGGCUCAAUUAGUCCCAGCAUUUUCAUUAUUCUCUGCUUCAAAUAAUAUUACAGCAACUUUCUCUGCAUUAGUUGCUCUAAUGAAUGCUACUAUUCCUUCCUCUUUAGCCGAUACAUUAUUUAAUUCACUCCAGACUGCCAUUAAUAGUGAUAAUGAUAAUGCCUUAGCUACUACAUUCACUUCUCUUGGAAGUUUAGUUCCAACUUCAAUGUCAUCUAGUCUUGAAGCUGAAGAAUUACUUUUCAAUGUUUCUAAUUCUGCUAAUACUACUCUAUCAACAUUAGAAGAAAUGAUUGCUGAUAACAUUACCACCUCCCAAUCUGCUAAAACUGCAUUGACCUCAUUAUCCACUAUUGUCAACAAUGCUUCCAACAAGACAUUAGUUUUAUCGUCGGUGGAAGAAUUAUCUUCAUCAUCGUCAGAUGCAUCAUCAUCUACAGCUCAAUUAGUUGUCUUAGAUGAAUUAUUAAGCUCAAGUUAUAAUGAUACAAAGACAGUGAGUACCUUAACAGAUCUAAGUGGAUUAUUAAUACAGGAUAUUUCAUCAUUACAAUAUGUUCCAGAUUUAUUAAAUUUAAUGAAAUCCUCCUCCAACGCUACCUCAACAUUAAGUUCCUUAUUAGAUAUUACAUCAUGGGCUAAAAAUAACACGGCAACAUUCUUACCUUUAAUGACCGUAUUAACAGAUGCCAAUUCGUCAGGAGAAGUCAGUCAAGAAUAUUUAGAAGAAAUCACACCAUCAAUCUUAGGUUACUUAAAUGUCCCAGUUAAAUUCCGUCUUUCCAUUUUCACUUUAUGUCAUGUAAAUUUAGCGGGUGAAUUAACAUCAUGUACUAAAUCUCAUACUGUCCAAAAUUUAGAUUUCAGACAAAUUAUUUAUGAUAGUUUAUUAAUUUCUGAUUUUAAACCAUAUAUGGAUGCUUUAAAUAUUGGUAAAUGGGAUUUACAUUUAGAUGGUUCAUUACAAAACAAACAACAUGAAUAUGUUCCAGCAAUUAAGGCCACAUUAGCAAUGAAUUUGAUUGCUAUUAUUAGUUUGUUUUUCACGAUGGGAUUCCUUUUGUUUAUGGCUUUCAGUAAACGUGCUAUUUCUAUGAAAUUAUGGUAUUGUUUAAUUUUGACAUUUAUGUGGGAUUCUUUGUUUGUUGGGUUAGGUAGUACUAUUGUUAGUGCCAUGAUUGGUAUCAUUAAACGUGGUACUAAGAAGGAUAAAUAUGAUGUUAUUUUUACUACUGGUUCUGCAUAUUGUGGGUUAACAUGGGCCGGGUUUUGUAUUAUUUUCUUAACUUUACAAAUUAUUAUAUAUGCUACUUGGAUGGUUAGGAAGGAGAAUGGUACAGUUGUUCAAAAUGUUGGUAGUGGUGACUUGGAGGAAGGUAUAAAUGUUGAUACUGGUAGUAGUUCAUCCAAAGUUAGUGAACGUAAUGUAGAAGGCGUUAUCGAAAAGAACUUCGAAAAGUAA
Molecule: messenger RNA, 2073 nt
Organism: Naumovozyma dairenensis CBS 421
Lineage: Eukaryota; Fungi; Ascomycota; Saccharomycetes; Saccharomycetales; Saccharomycetaceae
Gene: INA1
Product: Ina1p
Exons: 1
Coding region: 1-2073 (690 amino acids)
Biological process (GO): fungal-type cell wall organization
Cellular component (GO): plasma membrane; cell cortex of cell tip
Source: RefSeq, a predicted model, not a curated record